CCGUGUCCCCCUCUCUCCCCCGCGGCCUGUGACUCCCACCGCCAGACCCUCGCCUCAGGCCGCCCUGGCCAAAUUGCGGCGGUUUUAUUUCUGCAACAUUUUUUCGUGAGAGACCUUGAAAGAGGCCCGACCGCUGGCGCCUUUCUUUAGUUUCCUCAGAUUAUAACCUUCCCAGCCCUGCCCCAAGUGUCCACUCCCCCCCUCCACCCUCCCAGGAGGUGCUGGCGACACAGAUGGCUGUGAGGCCAGGAAGUUUGAAACAAAACAUCAUCAUUCCCAUUUCUGGGGAAAGUGGAAGAAAGCUUGGGCAUAAGCACAUGAACUAUGGAGUCAGGUGACCGACAUGAACGAGCUUUCACAGGAGGAAUUCAGCUUAACAUUUGUGUCACCAUGAUCGGACCAUCUCUGCUGAAGCUGAGCCAUAAGGUGAACUGCUGGAAGAUCCCAGCCUUGUACACGUGGGGCAGUGCUAGCUAAGAGACACGGAGAGGCCAGAGCUGUCGCUCCAUCCAGCCCAUGCAAGGAUGUCUCCCAGUCUUCAGGAAGGUGCUCGACUUGGCGAAGGCAAACCUUCACCCUGCUCCUUUUCAAUUGAGAGCAUCUUAGGACUGGAUCAGAAGAAAGACUGUGUUCCAUCAAUGAAACCCCACAGACCCUGGACAGACACCUGUGGCUCAUCAGGGAACGAUGUUAACCUAUGUCUACAUGUCCUGGGCCUUCCUAAUGGAAUCUCAUUCCCUAGUACUGUGGAUCACUCAGUGCCAGAAGAAAGAGUUUUGAAAUAUGAAAAUUGCUUUUCAGUCUCAGAAAGACUGUCUUUGAAAAGAGAGUUGAGUUGGUAUAGAGGCCGAAGACCAAGAACUGCCUUUACUCAAAACCAGAUUGAGGUGUUGGAAAAUGUCUUUAGAGUAAACUGUUAUCCUGGCAUUGAUAUCAGAGAAGACUUAGCUCAAAAAUUGAAUCUAGAAGAGGACAGAAUCCAGAUCUGGUUCCAAAAUCGACGUGCAAAACUGAAAAGGUCCCAUAGAGAAUCACAAUUUCUAAUGGCCAAAAAUAAUUUCAACACAAAUCUCCUGGAAUAGAUAAAAACUAAACAUGUGAAAUUAUCUUCCAGAUGCAGUACAUGAAGAACAUGUGUUAAAAUGUGAUGUUUUCUUUUCUACAUUUUAAUUUGAGUAUUGCCCUUUUUUUUCCUGAAAAUAUAUUGUAAAUAAUUACUAGUAUAAUAUGGCACCCAUUAUAUUUGCGCACUUUUAGUUACG
Molecule: messenger RNA, 1262 nt
Organism: Talpa occidentalis (Iberian mole)
Lineage: Eukaryota; Metazoa; Chordata; Mammalia; Eulipotyphla; Talpidae
Gene: HESX1
Product: HESX homeobox 1
Exons: 7
Coding region: 525-1082 (185 amino acids)
Biological process (GO): regulation of transcription by RNA polymerase II; pituitary gland development; forebrain development
Cellular component (GO): nucleus
Molecular function (GO): RNA polymerase II cis-regulatory region sequence-specific DNA binding; DNA-binding transcription repressor activity, RNA polymerase II-specific
Source: RefSeq, a predicted model, not a curated record